AUAAAUACUCCUAAUCUUAAACAUUUUUUCAUAUCUCUUCUCCAAUUCUUCCUAAAUCCUAUUCUUAACUCUCUAAUUCUCCAUUCUCCAAUAUAUUAUAUUUAUUAUUUAUAGUUUAUAUUAAUUAACUACUUAUAUAAACUAUAAAUAGAUAUAAAUAGUAUUAUAUUACUUUUAUUUGUUAUCUAAUUAUAUAUUACUUAUAUAUUUAUUAUAUCUAUUAAUAUAGUUGGAAUUAUAUCUAAUUAAUUUGAAGUCAUUCUAUUACUCCCAUCCGAAAGACCGAAAGUCCGAAAGAGAUGGAUCGUCCUAGAUAUUCGGUUGAUAUGGGUAACCUCGAGCGCAACCGAACGAAAGAGCUUGCGAGGAAGAGAUCCCGCAAAGGUAAAUCACAUAUCAGCUCUUCAUCUCAAAGUCGAGAUGAUUUUGAUAUGGGUUACGUAAGGAGGGAUGAGGAUGCGAUGACCGACGAACAACUAGAACAAGAAUUGCACCGACAUAAUUCCCGCUUUUUUCAAGACCAACCGAGGACUAUUGACGAAGAAGAGCUCGAGGACGAGGACGACGAUGUGGAGGAAGUAAUUCCGGAGAGCCACGACGACGAGGAGGAGGAGGGUGGCGGCAGCCAUGACGCCGACCAACCUGCCUCAUCCCAAACAGGUACAAAAAAAAGUAAAUCUGAACUAAUGGCUAAUAAUCUUUCUAAGUGGAAGGGCCCGAACACCUGGAAUUGGAUCGCAACUUGCAAUUGGUGCAAGAAAAACUACAGCUUGGGGAUAUCCGGCGGAUACGGAUUCGCCACAAGACACCUUAAGUCCAAACACCCGGUGGAGUAUGCAAAAUUAGGCGGCAGAACGGGGAAGCAAACGCAAAUAUCGAGGUUUGCAAAUAACCAACAAGCUUUUGGUAAUUUCUCAUACAAUGAUGCACAAAAUUUGACAGUUAUGACUAACUUACUUGUUGAAGAAAAUUUGCCUUAUUUGUUUUCUGAAAGUCUUGCUUUUCGUGAUUAUGCACAAACUUGUUUAAAUCCGCAAUAUAGAUGUUAUAGUCGCAAAACGGUUAAGAAAGAAAUUUCAAGGCUUUAUGGUGCGGAAAAGGUAUGGUUACAAAAUUAUUUUGCAAACUUUGAUGGACGUGUUACUGUAUGUUCUGACAUAUGGGAGGAUACUUAUCAUAAUUUACAUUAUUUAGGUCUGACUGUACAUUAUAUUGAUAAUGAUUGGCAUAUGCAUAAACGUGUUCUUGAUUUCCGUGAAUUUAAUGAUCGUCACACCGCUGAACAUAUUUAUAUUUUGAUUGAGCGUAUUUUAAUUGAGUAUAAUUUAAUUGAUAAGGUGUUUGCUAUUGGUUUUGAUAAUGCUACUAAUAAUACUGCUGAUAUUCCUAGAUUGUGUGAAUUGUGUGGUUCUACUUCUUUGAUGGGUAGAUUUUUUCAUCAACGAUGUGCAUGUCAUGUUCUAAAUUUAUGUGUGCAAGAUGGUCUAAAAGCGUUGGGAGCAUCGUUGGAGGUAGUCAAGGGGGGGAUUAGACGUAUUUGGGGUAAUUGACAACUUAGGAAAAAAUGGCAUGAUUAUUUGAUAGAAAGAGGUGAGAGAUAUGUGGCCUUUCCUAAAGAUUUGUCUAUUCGUUGGAAUAGUACCUAUAAGUUAAUUGGAGUUCUUCUUAGAUAUAAACAACAUUUUCCUGCUUUUAUGAAACAAUAUGAUAACUAUAUUAUAAACUCGGCUGAGAUCGACACCUGUGAAAAAAUUUGUAAUACUUUGAUAUAUUUUAAUAAUGCAACUGAAACAUUUAGUCAUGUUUAUAAACCUACCUCAAACCAAUUUAUUCGUGAAGCUGUUAAUCUCGCCGGUGCUUUUUCAAAUUUUGAGAAUGCUGAUUAUGUGAGUUAUUUUGCUAGUUUUAUGAAGGAAAAGUUUUUAAAAUAUUAUUCACAUAUUCCGCAUAUUUAUGGUAUUGCAUUUGUUCUCGAUCCUCGUUUUAGACUUGGUUCUUUAGAAGAAUGUUUGAAUUAUUAUUAUGCUGCUUUUUUUGGUCCAUUGCCAAUGUAUGAGGACAACCCAAUUGAUCCGAAAAAAGAAUACAACGAGGUUAGUGAUAUAUUUUAUGCAUUAUUCAAUGAGUUUCAUGCACAAUAUGGCAAUGCGCCCUCUCCCCCGACACAAACAUCAUCUAAAGGAAAAUCAAUUUUCAAAUCUACGUUUGCCAAUCUUAUUAAAAAACCGAAAUCAACUCCCGCUACACAACAAAGCACAAUUAAUGAGAUUUCUUUGUAUUUAACUUAUGAUGUUGAUUUUGAAGAAGAUUUUGACGUAUUAAAUUGGUGGAAGGGAAAAGAAAGAAUGUUCCCCGUUUUAGCAAAGAUGGCUAUGCAAGUGCUAUCAAUGCCGGUUUCAACGGUUGCCGUGGAACAAGAAUUUAGUUCGGUCGGCAAUGUCCUAACACAAACCAGAACGAGGUUGAGCGCUGAAUCUCUUGAGAUGCUUAUAUGCUACCACGAUUGGUUGAAAGCAGCCCGUAGAGACGUAGAGCUCAAGAAAUUGACAUCACCCCAUCCCAACACUUUAUGGAUGAAUCUACAACCGAGGGUGGCUCUACCUAUGCCGGA
Molecule: messenger RNA, 2611 nt
Organism: Cuscuta europaea
Lineage: Eukaryota; Viridiplantae; Streptophyta; Magnoliopsida; Solanales; Convolvulaceae
Source: the annotation of a GenBank genome assembly